Teleopsis dalmanni is the source of this 1767-nucleotide messenger RNA. RefSeq lists its product as uncharacterized. Lineage: Eukaryota; Metazoa; Arthropoda; Insecta; Diptera; Diopsidae. The record is from RefSeq and is a predicted model, not a curated record. The coding region runs from base 1 to 1767 and encodes 588 amino acids. The transcript is spliced from 2 exons.
AUGAUACCCGGUGGAUUUCUUAAUAUAAGUGGUCGACGAGUACCAAAAGAGCUUCAAAUAUUGUUGAGUUUUGGGCCUAAAUAUAGUCCUAUAAAGGUUCCAAAUAUUAAUGAUUAUUUUGUGGCUUUAAAUAGCUAUAAUGAGAUACAUCAAGAACAAUGUAUAAUAUUAGAUUAUCAAAGUCCUUUAGAGAUGCAAAAACAAUUUUCCCAGUUUUUGGAAAUUAUGACAAAAUACCAAAAACCAAAUCGAACUCAUCAGAUAUUAUUUCAAAUGUAUGCAUAUGCAUCCGAGUAUAUUAAAAAACAAAAAGAUCUUAUAAUUGUACAAGCUGACAAAGGACAUUCUACAUAUCAAAAUUUAGAAAAAGGUUCUUAUGUGUUAUUCUCAGGGAAUCAACAAGCUCUAUUUAAUCGUCUAACAGCACAUUUCCGAAGAAUAGUAAGGCCUCUCUGUCAAUGGCAUGAAAAGGAACCAACAUCUUUUCCGAAAAACAUUCUACUGAGUUUACAGCGUAUGAUAUCCAAUUGCAAUCCCACUUUUUUUAUGUUAAAAUUACAUAAACCAGAUCAACCACUACGACCAAUCUGUAGUCCUUUGAAUUGGUACAUUCAUCCUCUUCAUCAAUUGGUGCAGCAUGUAUUGAAAGAAACUUUAUCAGAUCGUAUGUCUAAACAUAAUUUGAAAAACAUGAGUUAUCUAACCGGUUAUUUGAUUUCACUCCAACCAUUACCAGAUUAUGUUUUUAUGUCAAUGGUUAUAAAAGAUAUGUAUCCAAGUACAAAUGUAGCAUCCCUCUGGCGCACCCUGAAAAACUUAAUGUGUCUACCUUGGUUUCUUGAAUCCUGUCCAAUUCCAAUAUUAAUGUUGACCAUGGCGUUAGAGUAUAUACUGAAUAUUAGAAAUUACUUCACAUUUGAAAAUAAAUGCUAUUUGCAAACAGAAGGUUUGCCUCAGAGGGGUGCUGCGUCGGGGCCACUUGCAACAAUAUAUUUAGAUUCCCAAAUUGAGAUCCAUACACCGGCUCUGUUUCAUCAGCAUAAAAUUCAUUCCUGGUGGAAAUAUGUAGACGAUGUUCUGUUAUAUAUCUCACAACAUGAUAUACCAUCUUUCGUUGAAACCUUUCAGGAAUUAGUCGGAUAUGAUGUGACAUACGAAGUGGAGUCCGCAAAUCCAAACUUUAAUAAUUAUCCAACAAUCUCAUAUUUGGAUUAUAAUAUUAUACAUACGCCAACUGGUUAUCUCAUGUCUUUAUAUUAUAAAAAACAACAGUCUAUGAGGAUGCUGCAUUAUACAUCGCACAUAUCUUAUCAAGUGAAAAAAUCUACAAUACUUUACUAUUUACAUCGAGUUAUUUAUAGGACUAGUUUGGAAUAUUUAGAACAUGAUUUGUAUAAUUGUAUUACACAAAUAUUAAUAAAUGGAUAUCCCUAUGUAAUGGUACAGGAAAUUUUAUAUCAUUUAUUAAACACCUAUAUGCAUCAAAACUCAAAAUAUAUCCAGAAACCUACUUACGCACGUUAUUUAAUAUUACAAAAAUAUCUUCCUGCAACUAAUUAUCCAGGUUUACAUGAUAAGCAUCCACGUCCACGAAGAUAUAGGAGAAGUCUUGUUUACAGUUGCGAUGAAAUAUCAAAGGUUUUAACCCAGACAACAAAUACUUUCCAAGAUAUAAUGCAGCCAUUUACACGUUCAGAAACCUUAUUUACAUUAUUAAAUAUGUCAUUGCGUUCAAUAUCUUCAACUUCCUCAAGUGUAACACCAUAA